GUAAUGCUUGUGUUGUCUUGCUGCAGAAGUUUACAUGCAACAGCAUCUUUUGUUUUUGUUUUGAGUUUGUUGUGUUAGAGGCAAGGAUAAUGUGAAAAAGUCAUGGACACAGGUGAUACUGAUUGGAGUAAUUUGAGCUUGGGUGACCGAGAGGACUCUCUCAAUGCUUUCCAGAAGCAAGAUGAAUCUUCAAUAGGCUCAGUGGACAAUCGUUCAGAUCAAGUGUACGAUGCUCAGGGCGAAGAUGACUUUGCCAGUUCUCUGGGCAUCUAUGAUGGGUAUGACAGCUACAACGAGAGUGUUGUCAGCUCAGACAACGAUGAUUUGGACACCAGUCUCCUUGAGGACGAGUUUCUUGAUACUGAUGAGAGUGUCAGCAAGUAUAGAUUCCUAAAUAGCAAGGAUGGAAUGGCAACAUGUGAAAGAUGUGGUGCUGUGGGCGUCAAACAUGCCUUCUACUCCAAAUCCAAACGAUUCUGCAGUCUUUCCUGUUCUAGAAGCUACGCCACAUAUCAAAGAGAAGGAAAACCCGUUCCGCCAAAGCCAACCCCUCCAGCUGCCGUGAAAAAGGGCAAACCUGGUUCCAAGAAAAUCAACCCUAAAACACAACCAAGCUUGUUCAAAGCCUCACUUCGAGGAGAGACCGGACGAGUUUUUGAUUGGGGACCGUAUUUGGUCAGUUCCCAGGCUAACGCUGCUCCUGUUUCUUGUUUCAAACAUGUGCCUAUGAAUGAUUGUUGGGACCAGAUGGUAGAUGGUGUUCUUGUAGAAGUGCCUAAUACUGACCUUGAUGUGCCGAAAGACGUAAAAGUUUAUUGGAUUGCUACUGUAUUGAAGAUUUGUGGUUACAAAGUCCUUCUCAGGUAUGAGGGUUUUGGCAGUGAUGGUUCAAAAGAUUUUUGGAGCAAUUUGUUGUCAGAAGAUAUGCAUAAUGUUGGAUGGUGUGCAACUUAUGGAAAAAUGCUCUCUCCACCAAAAGCCAUUAAAGACAAGUAUGUAGACUGGAAAGAAUUUCUCAUCAAGAGACUAACUGGCACUCGUACCAUACCUCCUCAUUUUUAUGCCAAGAGUCAGGAGUGGCUGCACGAGCACAAGAUGAAGAUGGGCAUGCAGCUGGAGGUGGUCAACAAAAUGUGUGUCUCCGCCAUGAGGCUGGCGGUCAUCAAGGACAUCAUUGGCGGCAGGCUCAGGCUCAAUUAUGCCGACAGUGGGGAUGAGAUUGACGAGUUCUGGUGCCAUAUGACAUCUCCAUUAAUCCAUCCGAUCGGAUGGUCUCAGAUCAUUGGACACAAACUUCACGCUUCCCAUGAUUAUAUCAAUUCCUGUUUGAGUAAAGUGACAAUGCAAAAGUAUGGCGCUACUGAUGUCACACCAGACAUGUUCCCAAAGGUAAAAGAUCCCCCACAUGGCCUGGCCUUCCAAGUGGGUAUGAAGCUUGAAGCGAUAGACCCACUCAACUUGUCUGCCAUCUGUGUUGCAACUGUUACAAAGGUUCUUCGAAACAAUUACUUGAUGAUUGGUAUUGAUGGUUCCAUGGCUGAAAAUGGCAGCGACUGGUUCUGUUACCAUGCCACUUCCCCCUGCAUCUUCCCUGUUGGUUUCUGCGAGAUCAACAACUUGAACUUGACUCCUCCAAGAGGUAUCAAAACUCCUUUCAAGUGGUUUGAUUAUUUGAAACAAACCAGGUCAAUGGCUGCACCAGUUAAACUUUUUGACAAGGAAAUUCCAAAACAUGGGUUCCGUGUUGGAAUGAAAGUGGAGGCAGUGGAUCUCAUGGAGCCAAGAUUGAUUUGCGUGGCUACUGUAACUAAGGUUGUGGGACGUCUCCUCCGCAUUCACUUUGAUGGCUGGGAGAACAACUAUGACCAGUGGAUAGACUGUCAAAGCCCGGACAUAUAUCCCGUUGGCUGGUGCGAAGUGAUGCGGCAUGGCCUUGAAGGGCCCAGGACCAGAUUGGAAGGAGCUCCAGCAGGGAACGGGCCAGUGAAUUCGAAGAAGCGCAAAGGAAAAACACAAAUCUACAGAGGACCGCGGAAGAAGCGGACUUCAGGGUCGGAUAAAAAAGCAAGAGAGACAACAAAAUCUGCCUUCACAACCAUUGAUUCGGGAUUGAGAAAUCAGCUAGUAACCAGUGCUGGAGCCCCAACAUUGAACCGUGACCCCAACUUCCCACCUCAUAAGAUGCUGUCUCCCGAGGCUGUGGCUGCCACCUUGCCUCCUCUGCUGGAGCCAGACAUUGAGGACAAGUCUGUUUCAGUAAAAACAGAGAUGGCCAGUCCAACACCAGGCACAGAUGCCAACCCUCCCAUCCUUAGUCCCCAUGGGAAAAUGCCACAGCGCUUCUCCCAAGAACUGGCGGAGCGUCUGAGGGCCAAUACCCCUCUCAAAUCUUCCCUCUCCGUGUCUGCCAUCAACGGGAACAGCUCGCUGUCAGAGAAGGCUGCCAAGCCUGGUGCUACCCCGCAGAGCAGCCUGUCGUUCAAGUCCUCGGCAGACAAGGACUCGAUGGAGUCUAUGUCUAAUCUUGUCGCAUCCUCGUCCUCCGUCCUUGGUGACUCGGAUCUGACGGAGGAGACCGGUGGAGGGGUCAUCGUCCUCACCCUGUCCUCCAGGUUACGGGCCUUACACCUGACCAAGUGGAGCCUCUCAGAUGUUGUGGAUGUGCUCAAAGUGAAUGGAUGUGGAAUUUACACCAAUAUGUUUAUCAAAAAGAAUAUCGACGGCUCAUGUUUGAUCAACAUGACGACAGACCAGCUGACGAGACUAGUGAGUGUAGUGGACGGCCCCAUCCUGCGGCUUUGUGACUUGGUGCAGCAAGUGAAGGCAUGUGCUGGUGCCUCCAACAGAGAGGCCAGUAACCAGUGACCUGUGACCUGUAGAUAUCAACUGCUUCCAUCUUCUGGAGAGUGUCAUGGCUGUCACCAACGUUUCCUGGCCUGUGUCGUUGCCACAGUAGAACGUGCUAUCAUGAUAGGGUAAAAUGUCAUCAAAUUCAAAUUCUCUGAACCUUGAUAUUUGUCCUGGAUUUAACUACCUGGUUAUUACAAUAUAGUUGUGUUCUGAUGGGUUUUUUUUAGUUUUGCAAGCAUUUAAUCUUGCCCUUUUCCUAUUCCUUAAAGUAGAAAAAUCAUUAAAAUUUUCAAAUCUAUAUUUUGCAAUAGAAUGGGGAAAAAAAUACUGCAGGUCUCUAAUUUACACCAUAUGGUCUGAGUGUUGCCAGUUCUCUGUUGCUGUAUACCAGGCUGGUCUGUACUGGGCCAUGUGUGAAGGAUGAGUUUUCGGUGCCAUGUUGUUUGAAGUCAAACUUAUCCUGAGAGAACUCCUUAUUUUUUUUUUUUCCAUCAUAGAUAGUUGUCUUUGUACGUGUAUUUUUCCAUGUUAUGGGUGCUGUACCACGCUAUGCACUGACAAUUUAUGUAUCAGAUAUCUGCCAUACACCAAGAAGGAUCUGUACAUGUUGGUGUUAUUCAGGUGGGUACUUGCCAAGAUUGCCAAUAGUUUCAAUCUGCUUCUUCUUCAGGAGAUAAGGUACAAUGGAGUCCGCAUAAACCGAACACAGUAGAUCUGAAAAUGGCGGUAAGCCAAAAGAAAAUAGAAUCCCUGAUUAUUUUUUUCCUUCUAUUUGAGCGACCUCUCUAAACGGAAACCCAGGCUAAACUUAAGAAAAUCCACUGAUCCGGCACAUUUCGGUUUAAGCGGGCUCCCCUAUAUAUCAAUGGUUGCCUUGCUUUCAAAUUUUAUUCAUGGGGACAGAAUGCAAUGCAUUGAUAAUUUAAUACUUCAAAUGCUUCAUGCACUCUAAGUUAAUUUCACACAGGACUUGGGAGUGCAGAUGUUGUCAGUAGAAGUGACUUCUGACAGAAAGAUUUGUUAAGUAUUUUUGGUGUGCUAUUUAUUUUACUAUGCAUAUCUAGGCUUUGUUGAAGACGGAAAUUGAACCAAAUUGUGAUGGCGAUCUUCCGUUCUACAGAAUGACUUUUAUCCUCCCUCUUGCUAGACAAGAGGACUGGACUUUUCUUUCUUUUUUGUUACCAUUUCUGGAUAAGAAAGAUUCUGUAUUUCUGAUUAUGAUGUGGAAAUGUGCUUAUUGUACUACCAUCCUACAGAUUUGCUUACUUUUUGAGAACACAUUCUGUUUCUAGUAUUGUGUACCUAUUAGUUAUUAGCGUCAAGUCUUAUCUUAUUCUUAUUGUUUCUAUAUUUUGUAGAAGUAGACCUAUAUUUUACUGCAAUUUUUGUUUUAUUUGUGUUCUGUGCUUCUGUACCCGUCUGUAUGUCUUAUGUCAUAGUAUUGUAGACUGUAACGUCCACACUCAUAUUUCUGUAGCACUUUCUUCUGAAGGCUCAUUCUAAGUUUUUUGUAUCGGGAUGUCUUGUUUUGGGGUGGGGGUGUCAGAGGAAUUGAGCAUUAAAUGUGAAAUGAGCUGAGCUUUUAGAUACUCUCUUAACUCUAAUGAAUAGGAAAAUGCAGAGGCUGUUCUUUAGAAAUGUAGCCCUACAUAAUAUGUGUCAUCGCUCAGUGGAAUCAGGUGCUGGUCAAAUUUGUUAACAUGUAGAGUUAUUGAUAUUAUCUUAAAGCUCGUUCGUUUGUCUUGCUUCCAACGAAAAAAAUAUUUGAUUUGCGAUUGAAAAAGGUGGGGUUGCCUGGUUUCAGAAGUAAAAUUAGCGAGAGAAUGCCUGUCAAAAUUUGGUCAUCUCCAUAUAGCUUAGAAACUGUAGAUUUAUAUUUUUUGUGCCUUUAAUCAUUUUACCUUUUGAAUCCACAUUGAAAUAUGUUUUUCAAUGGACAUUAAAGGUGUUGGGCCAAAAUGCAAUAAUUCUAUAAAAAUUGCCAAACGAGGGGGAAAAUGCGGGGUUUUUUCUAUUACAUUUUUUGACGAGCACCUGAUUUCACCACAAUGCCUCACAUAUUUAUGUAAUAAUUGACUCAUAAAGAUGAACCUUUUUCAGUUGGCUGCAAAUUUUGUGGCUUAAGAGAAUUAAGAGAAUCACCAUUAUACAUUAUACUGGCAUUUUCUGUUGUUGUUUUGGUUUAGGUUUUAGUAGUAUUUCUUUUCUUCGUUCAGUUCAAUGUUUGGAGGUAUGCAUCCAUUUGCUUUCCUUUGUAUUUCUUAUUUUUAUAUGUGUGUACAUAUCUGGCACUGUUGUGUAUUGUACAGGAAAGUGAUGAUGUACUGAAAUUGAGAGUAGAAGAUGAAGACAGUAGAAUUUUAUUCACUAAAUAAUACUCUAUAGUUUGUUCACUUUCAUUUGGCCGCAGUUAAAACAAGGUGAAAUGAAACCGUUCUGUUUAAUUAAUCUAAUCAGGUCUUUGUGUAUGGGUCUAAAAGCUGGAUGACCAACAGAAUCUAACGGACAUUUCUUAAAUGUCACUGCAUACUAAGGAAUUGACAUUUUUUUAUUACUUAAUCAAGAUAUAUUAUAAAAUAUUUUUGUUUGUUUGCUGGUCUGCAAAAAUGCAAU
Aplysia californica (California sea hare) is the source of this 5463-nucleotide messenger RNA. Its product is annotated as MBT domain-containing protein 1. Gene Ontology annotation, molecular function: zinc ion binding. The record is from RefSeq and is a predicted model, not a curated record. Bases 103 to 2865 code for a protein of 920 amino acids. Gene Ontology annotation, biological process: regulation of DNA-templated transcription. Gene Ontology annotation, cellular component: nucleus. The transcript is spliced from 22 exons. NCBI's taxonomy places the organism in Eukaryota, Metazoa, Mollusca, Gastropoda, Aplysiida, Aplysiidae.